This is a messenger RNA of Polyodon spathula (Mississippi paddlefish), 3144 nucleotides long. RefSeq names its product sodium/nucleoside cotransporter 1-like. Gene Ontology annotation, cellular component: membrane. The coding region runs from base 375 to 2450 and encodes 691 amino acids. The record is from RefSeq and is a predicted model, not a curated record. Gene Ontology annotation, molecular function: nucleoside:sodium symporter activity. Gene Ontology annotation, biological process: nucleoside transmembrane transport. NCBI's taxonomy places the organism in Eukaryota, Metazoa, Chordata, Actinopteri, Acipenseriformes, Polyodontidae. The transcript is spliced from 20 exons.
GUGGGGUGGUUGGCCCCCAUUACAUUAAUAGUUGGUAUAUAGCUCAGAGGGUGAAAAUCUAAAAGCAUUUUUGCUGGCGAGAUACAUCAGGGUGGUAUUAGUGUCAUAGGACCGUAGUUAAAAUGACAAGUUCAAAGCCUCAGUCAGAAAAAUGGGCAGACAGCAGGAAGAAAGCACUAAAAAAGAAAAGGUUGGCAACCAGACAGCCCAGACCACAAACAGACUGAAUGGUUUCAAAAAGGAACAAAGGACUUGAUACGGUACCAAAAGGGCGUUGGCUAAGAGUAAGCAUGCAGAAUCCGAUCUUCAUGUAAAAUCAAGGGGAGAAGAAAGGACGAAAUAGAUUGGGGUUAUUUAGAGUGGAAAGCCAGACAAUGGCAGCAAACAAAGGCUUAGCGAUGGAAGAGCUGAAAACAACAUCAUUUAGCAACGCCGGUGGGAGCGGCAGAGACAACACUGGAUUUGCGAAAGAGGAUGAGAGUGUGGACAAUGGGAUGAAUGAAACUCCUACAAAUACAAACCCUUCAUUUGUAAGAGCUAACAAUGGCAGUGGGAGAAGCAUACAGAACGCUGGAUUUGAGAAAGAGGGUGAAUUUGUGGUCGAUGGGCUGAAUAAAACCCCUGCACACGGAAGGCAUUCAUUUGCAAGAAAGAUUGCACAACCCUUUACCAGAACAAAGAGGUUUUGCCAAGCUCAUUCCAAAGCGAUUAAAACAAUUGGAGCUGUGGUGCUGCUUGCAGGCUACCUGAGUUUUUUUAUUGCUGCCUGCAUCCUGAAUUUUCAUCGUGCUCUCGCCCUCGUGGUUAUAACUGUUGUGGUUACUGUUUUCACUGGCUAUGAGUUUGUGAAGAAGCUCCUAGGAGACAGAAUAGUAGAGUGCUUUCUACCUGCAAGAAAAUGUUUCAAGGCCAACAUGAAAUGGAUGAAAUGGAUAUUCAUCUUGGUUAUUUUGGGUUUGUUGGUGACAUGGAUUGCCCUGGACACCUCGAAAAGGCCCGAACAGCUAACUUCCUUUGGUGGGGUCCUCAUGUUUGUAAUUAUCUUAUUCCUCUGCUCCACAAAACACUCUGCGGUGUCAUGGCGCGCAGUGUUUUGGGGCCUAGGCCUGCAGUUUGCACUUGGCCUGUUUAUCAUUAGGACAGGCCCAGGAUAUGAGGCCUUCAACUGGCUUGGAAAACAAAUACAGGUAUUCCUUGAUUACACGAAAGCUGGAUCAGGAUUUGUUUUUGGAGAAGCCCUGAUAACCCAGGCAUUUGCCUUUCAGGCUUUGCCCAUAGUGAUUUUCUUCAGCUGUGUCAUGUCUGUUCUGUAUUAUGUGGGAGUGAUGCAGUGGCUGAUUAUCAAGAUUGCGUGGCUGAUGCAGGUGACUAUGGGAACCUCACCCACAGAGACCCUCAGUGUUGCAGGAAAUAUAUUUGUGGGACAGACUGAGGCACCACUGUUGAUACGGCCCUAUUUACCAGACAUGACCAAAUCUGAGAUCCAUGCUGUGAUGACUGGAGGCUUUGCUACCAUAGCGGGCAGUGUACUUGGAGCAUACAUUUCAUUUGGGAUUGAUGCAUCGUCACUGAUAGCAGCGUCAGUGAUGGCUGCUCCUUGUGCUCUCGCGCUCUCUAAGCUGUCCUACCCCGAGACAGAGGAGACCAAGUUCAUGAACAAAGAUGAAAUCAAAAUAGACAGUGGAGAGCAGCAGAACAUCCUGGAGGCUGCUAGCAAUGGUGCUUCGGAUUCUAUCGGCCUGGUAGCAAACAUUGCUGCCAACUUGAUUGCGUUUCUGGCAGUUCUGGAGUUUAUCAAUGCUGCCCUCCACUGGCUUGGAGGAAUGGUUGAUUACCCUGAAUUGUCAUUCCAGCUUAUUUGUUCAUAUAUCUUCAUGCCAGUGACAUAUAUGAUGGGUAUAUCCUGGGAAGACUGCUUUUUAGCGGCGGAAUUGAUAGGCACUAAACUCUUCCUGAAUGAGUUUGUAGCCUAUGAAAAACUUUCUGUUUUGAAGAGGAACAGGAUCAGUGGCUUGGGGGAAUACAUUAAUGGGCAAAAGCAGUGGGUUUCUAUAAGAACAGAAACCAUUUGCACAUUCGCGCUGUGUGGAUUUGCUAACUUCAGUUCGGUCGGCAUCAUGCUUGGAGGAUUGUCCUCCAUAGCACCUUCUAGAAAGAGCGACAUUGCCAAUACUGUCAUCAGAGCUCUCCUCACUGGGACCUGUGUAUCCUUGGUUAAUGCUAGUGUGGCAGGGAUCCUGUAUGUUCCUGACUGUGUAGGUUACCUUGCAACCAGCCAUCUCAAUAGCACCAGCCAAGACCUCCUUAUGUGCUGUAAAGAGCUCUUUAGAAGCACCGUUAUCCUUGGAAACGGAACAGCCAGUUUUGAGGGAGUAUGGUCUGAAGUGGGAUACAAUUACUUUAGUGGUUGCUGUGGUCUCUAUAAUAACACAGUAUGUCCUGGUAUAUAAGCAGUAGCAUUUACAUGCUGCCACUUUCACUCAACUUCACUUGACAAAAUAAUUUGUUAUUUUAAAGCGUAUUAAUGCAUUUGUGAGAAUUUUAACUAACUACAGUAUGGCUAAAGUUUCUGAAAGUAUUUUUAGUGUUAUGUUUACCUUAUAUAUAAUUUGAUUGAAAGUUCUUCUAUUUUUUUAUAUAGCCAACAUAAAGACACACAUCCCUAAGCGUACUAAUGAUUAAAGGCGUUUUCCAUUUUAGUCGUGGAAUAUCUCGCGUUUGUUCUGAGAUUGAACUAGUUUGCUUGGGUUGAUAUUAUCUUUGUUGUUUAUAAUUUUUAACUUAAAAAGUAUUUUUUAGAUUAUCUAGAUUGUAUAACAAAGCUGCCAUAAAAUUGUAAUACUGUUCAUCUUUAUUCUUUAAAAUAGAACAUACUAAUACUGCUAACAUAAAUCUAGACUGUGGUUGUAUAAAAUAAUGGCAAAUAAUCAUACUGUGUUAUUAAACAGUAAAACAUAUGUAGAGCUUUUAUUUUUUUUUCGCUAAGGACUGUCUGGCAAAGCUGAACUCAUAAUGUUCUAAAUGUACAGUAUUAAUUUUCAUGAAUGUAAGAAAUGUAUUUCUUAAACAAUGGAUAAUAUUUCAUUAACUUAUCUAUAAUGUGUAAAUUUGUAUUAUUGCAACUAUUUUUCUGCAGUAUUAAAA